Physeter macrocephalus (sperm whale) is the source of this 701-nucleotide messenger RNA. RefSeq names its product actin nucleation-promoting factor WAS-like. Lineage: Eukaryota; Metazoa; Chordata; Mammalia; Artiodactyla; Physeteridae. The transcript has 4 exons. The coding region runs from base 1 to 555 and encodes 184 amino acids. The record is from RefSeq and is a predicted model, not a curated record.
AUGGCUCCCGCGCCCCGCUCCCCCCCGGAGCUCUCGCUGAGGGCCGGGCAGCGGCAGGCCGACACCGGCCGGCCGCCGGCCUGCGCGCGCCGUCUCUCGGGGCGGGGCGGGACGCCGGGCCCCUUCCGGGGAUGGGCCCGGGCUCCACCCCGCUCGGGCGGGCGCUCAGCCGUGUCCACGCCCGUCAGCCCGCCCGGCCCGGCUGGCCGCAGACCGAGCCCGGGCGGCCGCACGGGGAACUCUCAGCCAGCGGGCGUCGGGAGGCGGAUCCCGGGCCCCGACCGGGACGGGCCGAGCCGAGCAGGCGGCGGCACCAUGUUCUCGCUCAAGCCGCCCAGACCCACGUUCAGGUCCUACCUCCUGCCGCCGCCCCAGACUGACGAUAAUAUUAAUUCAGAACCGAAGAUUAAAAAACUGGAGCCCGUUCUUUUGCCAGCCCGGGGUUCUCGUGUGGCCAGCAAAGAUGAUAACCCACCCCCAGACUGCCAGCGUGAGCACAGGUUUGCCUCUGGAUGUUUUCGGAUUGGUACUGAGGAAAGAGAUCCUUUUCUGUAGCGCCGUCCAUGGCUGAAGCACCAGCAAACUUGUCCCAAAGAAUGACAUCACGUGUUGAGAGCGGCAGAGGCAGAACACCGAGGGAGAGUUCUGAUGGUCCCAUUUUCCUUGAGGUCCAGCUGACACCAGAGCCACAGAAUUUUUCU